UUAUGAAGAUGACACUUUUUAUAAAGCAGCAGUGGCAGCAGUUGUUGUGAGUUGCUAUUACUUUCCUGGGCCAUCUCCAAGAGGCAAAAAUGCAGAAAUCUACAGCAUAUCACCUUACUUCUAAGGAUGUGGAAUAUGUGAAUUCUGAAUAUGGAAGGAAUGCAGUGAAACUCAUGUACAUUAGACGAGAGGGCAAGACGCACUGCAUUAAAGAAGUGGAGAUCUCUGUACAUAUAAGACUGGACAACGUCAAAGAAUACUUGAAUGGUGAUAAUUCUAAAGUGAUUCCCACAGACACCAUAAAGAAUACAAUUCACGCUUUGGCCAAAUGCCGAGGGAUCAGAACAAUAGAGGAAUUUGGGCUUGAUAUCUGUGAUCAGUUCAUUACAUCAUAUUGCCACGUGGUAUACUGCAAUGCCUUCAUCCAGGAAGCACCAUGGCAGCGCCUAGAAAAGGAUGGCAUCCCACAUGCCCACGCUUUUCUCUAUAGCUCCGAAGGAAAUCGUUUUUGUGAAGUGGAACGGACUAAGGACAAUUCUCCAAUUGUUUUUUCUGGCAUUAAGAACCUGAAACUUAUGAAAACAGCCCAGACUGGAUUUGAAGGCUUCUUCAAGGAUAAAUAUACUACAAUUCCAGAAAGAAGAGAGAGAGUGCUGUCAGUGGAAACAUUGAUCAAGUGGUGCUAUGGGGAAUGCACAGAUUGCCUCGACUAUGACUGCAUAUGGAGAACUGCCCAUGAGUGUGUCCUUGAUGCCUUUGCUGGGCCCCCUGAAACAGGCCAUUAUUCACCUUCUUAUCAGAAGACGGUCAACUGCAUCCAGACAUGCAUCCUGGACAGAAUCCCACAGAUUGAGGAGGUGGAAGUGAUCUUGUCCAACAUCCACUAUGGUAUGACAGAUCUGAAAAAACUGGGAUUGUGUAAUGACAAGGAGAUCUUUACGCCUGAGGAUACACCCUUCGGUGCAUGUGCAUCUACACUGCGCAGGAAGAAGGAGGGCCCAGGAGGAGGGUGCGAAGUUCCCAUAGAACGUAAAGCCCCCUACACUGUUGGAUGGAAGUGUGGCCGUACUUCUUCCUAGAAUGUUGUAUUUAGCCAAAUGGAUCUCAUAUCAACAUGCAUAAUUUACUCCAUAUUUUCCUCCAUAGCUUGAUGUGUAGAUGUGAGUUACAUUUUCAAGGUAGUCUAAAGGAAAUUGUAUGCUAACAUUAUGAGGAAUUUCCUUUGUGCUUCUUUUGAAAAUCCAAACUAGAAAUGUUUAAAGUAGGCCACUAGAACACAAUUAUUUUGCAGGCGUCAUGUAUGAAUUAGUCAAUCAAGGCUUGUUUUAGUGGCUUCUUUGAAGCAAUGACUCCUAAGAUAUUCUUUUUCUUUAUAUUAAAUACAAACUUACAUACCAGAUCCCUUGACUUCCAAUGGAACCAAUUACAUUAAGCUUUACUAACUGAGGAUCUGGACUUUUCCUGAUAUAACAAAUUCUGUAUUCUCCGUAUAAAUGUAGUCCAUAAGUGAGGUAAAUGAAGCAGUAACACUGUAUCUCACAUAUAUGGUACAGCUUGGCCAUAGUAGUAACAAUGUUGCCCUGGGCUCCUACUGGGAGGAAGGGUGGGAUAUAAAUCAAAUAUUAAAUAAGUAAAAGUCAGUAUUGACUGAUACAUUUAAGCAAUAUGAUGAGUACCCUACCACUGUUGUUAUUAUCUAUUAGACUUAUUAGAAGCUUGUUACCUGAAGGUCUCCAAGCAGCUUACAACAUUGUUAAAAUCCAAAUAAAUGUUUCAUUUUAUACUACAAAAUAAUAAAACAAUUACCCCCAUACAACCAGAGAGUUUUGGCAGCACUACAUUUUGUUCCUUUGAUACACAAAGCUUGGUGUGGGUAGACAAAAUGAGGUCUAUUUUUAGAUAAUUGUAAGACUUGCUGAAGCUAUCUUUGAACUACCUUUGUAGAAUUACGUAGAUCUUUAAUAAUCCUCAAUCUUUGGGUUUCUUCUUCUAAUAGUGCUUUGAUUUCUGAGCAAGUAGACUGUGUCAGCACUGGCAAUUAAAAAAAGAAGUUACAAAACUGAAAACAUAAUUCAGAAUUGCCUUGCUGGAGAGGAUCAAAUGUCCAUCCAAGCCAGCAUUCCGUUCCCAAAACCAGCCAGAUAUAUACCCUUGGGAAGCUCACAAACAUGCCAGAGGUCAACUGUCUUCCCUUGUUUUUGCCGUAACACUUGUCAUUUAGAGGUAUACUGCCACUGAAUGUGGAGGUUCUAUCGAUCACAGCUAACAGCUGCUAGUUUACCUAAUGAAGUCAGUUGAAGUGUUCAGUUGUUAUAUCACAGUUUUUAAUUUCCACAACUCCCUUUCAGAGGAUUAGGCUGCCUCUGAACAUUGUGUCCCUCAGGAUACACAUGGGAAAGGGAGCAAAGUAGAAGCAUUUUCCCCGAGGUUACUACCUGCACAGCCAUUUGUUUUCAGUCUGGCUUUUGGUGCUUUAAGAAGACAAAGAAGGUACAUUUCUCUAAAUUUUCCUACAAGCCAAACUUUUGAGAAACUUGAUGGUUGCUUUGCAACUUAAGAAAUUGCCAGUGUGCAGGAAAGAUCAACAUACUUGUGCAAAUAAUGGAAAGCAGCCUUGGCUCAUUUGCUGGGACUCCAAGUCUGUCCUGCCUUGGAAAGACUAUACCAAAAGAUGGGUUUGUCCAGAUCAUGUAGCAUCACUGACUUAUGUGGAUCUGAAGUUUACUAAGAAAUUUAGGCUUUGGCAUUUUUAAUUCUUUAUCCCAUCUCAUUUUCCAACCAGAAAGCUGCUUGUCACACUUGAGGGAAUUGUACAUUUCCGGUUUCUUUAGUAUUAUGAUUUCAUGGGUUGUAAGGUUUCUAUGUAUCUUUUUAUGGGUGAAUAA
Rhineura floridana is the source of this 2885-nucleotide messenger RNA. Its product is annotated as uricase-like. NCBI's taxonomy places the organism in Eukaryota, Metazoa, Chordata, Lepidosauria, Squamata, Rhineuridae. Gene Ontology annotation, cellular component: peroxisome. The coding region runs from base 90 to 1079 and encodes 329 amino acids. The record is from RefSeq and is a predicted model, not a curated record. Gene Ontology annotation, molecular function: urate oxidase activity. Gene Ontology annotation, biological process: purine nucleobase catabolic process; urate catabolic process. The transcript has 8 exons.